Molecule: messenger RNA, 2947 nt
Organism: Colletotrichum destructivum
Lineage: Eukaryota; Fungi; Ascomycota; Sordariomycetes; Glomerellales; Glomerellaceae
Product: Putative major facilitator superfamily, MFS transporter superfamily
Exons: 2
Coding region: 1145-2839 (564 amino acids)
Biological process (GO): transmembrane transport
Cellular component (GO): fungal-type vacuole membrane
Molecular function (GO): transmembrane transporter activity
Source: RefSeq, a predicted model, not a curated record
CAUACCUCCAAUUCCGGUAUCUCUCUAAACAAAGCUCUCCUCGAGAGCUGAUCGGGCGCUCUCGCAGCCGGCCGCGCUGGGUUAGAGGUUGGUCAGGUGCAUGUGCCUCCCAAGGAAAGCGGACCACAUGACAGACCAAUCUCUUCAUCCGUUCUUCAUCCAUCCAUGCCAAAUGCAAGUCCCAUCCUGCCCUCCUAGCCUCUCGUUCGGAUAGGACAAGGGCCAUCUCCACCAGCAUGCGAGGGGCGGGACACGGCCAAGUCAAGCAAGCCAAAGGCGGGGUGUGCCGGUGAGGUAAGAAAAAUAUUAAGGGAAAGCCCGAGAGCAUGCAGCAAUUGGAUUUUCUGAUGACGCCUUGGUCCAUUGUCAUUCGGUUGCAUAUUCCCUCUUCUUACUUUCUCAUCCUGGACUGCUGGACGGGUGUUUCUCGACUUGCUCUGCGUUGCAUCGAAUCCGUGCUUUUUUCAUAUACCCGUCCCCAUCUCCGUUGCCCUCUCCUGGGUCUUAACAACCUCCAGAGUCCCCCACCCAUCCACCCAGUGCCUCCUCACAUCGCCACCCUGUCGCCUCUUCAACCCGCGAGUUCUUCUACUUGAACCUCCACUCCUAUCUUGGCUUUUUUGUGUCUUUCUCCGUUACGCAUCGUCGUUCACUCGCACAUAGAACACCCCAUCUUUCUUUCCUAUUUUUUCUCCUGCUCCAUCUCGACGUUGAUCGCGGGCUCCCUGUCUCUCCUCAGCUUUCCAAGGUUGGCAUCAAUCUGUCCUGCGCGGAUUCAUUCCGCUGCCGAAGCUGGACGUUGCAGACAGAAAGAAAAUAACGUCCAGCAAGCGUCGCUUCUGGUCGACAGAUAAGACAGACAGACAGACAUCCUUAUCUUGACGACAUUGCCUGCCCUGCGUCAUAUCACACACAACCAAUCCCGGCUCGUCAACCACUAUCGACGGUUUCCCAUUGGCGAGUCACAGACCGUUCGCCAGGUAGUCCUCUUUAACUCAGUCCCACCUUACAAGCCUCAAUAGACCUCGUUUUUGGUCGACUUCCUUGGCAACUUCAUCCAAGACAAUAGUGUAGAGGCAACCAUCAACCGGUCUCUUUCGGUUUUGGUACCCAGGCCUUCUAUAAACUCCCAGAAGCUGCCAUCAUGUCAUUGAACCGCGUAGCAUCGGUGGAGACGUUCCAGUUCGUUCCUCAAGCGCAGGGCUCGAGACGAGGCAGCGACGCCUCGAGUGUGAGAGCUGGAAGGCUGACCUUUAACCCCCUGCCUGACGAGUGGGAUCCCGCGGCAAACAAGCUCGACACCGUUCUCGCUGUCGGCGCUUUCCAAGUUCCGCAAUGGAAGAGAAUCCUCCAAGUCAUUGUGGCAGUAGUAUACUGCCUCUUCGGUGCCGGCGUUGCUUUUGGCUUCGCAGCACUGAAGCCGGUUCUCAAGCGCGAAGGUGCCUACAGCGACAUAUGCUCGGCUGACGACCCGCGCUCGGCCCCGGACGACACCUGCGUCGAGAUUCACCUCAACCUGAUGUUCACGGUGGCAGCCGUCGGCACCAAUAUCGCGGCUCUGCCCGUUGGUGCCCUGCUUGACCACGCGGGUCCUCGUGUUUGCGGCCUCGUGGGCAGCCUCUUUCUGAUCGUGGGCUCGCUUCUGAUGGCAUAUGCCAAAAGCCUGCCUUUCGAUGGUUUCCUUGUCGGAUACCUCGCACUUGCUCUCGGCGGUCCGUUCACCUAUAUUUCGUCUUUUCAGCUGUCCAAUGCCUUCCCCAAGCAUUCUGGGCUUAUCCUCGCACUCUUGACGGGGGCCUUCGACGCCUCUAGCGCCCUGUUCUUGGUCUACCGCCUCAUUUACCAGGCGACCGAGGGAGCCUUUGGCCACGAAGGAUUCUUCAAAGCUUACCUGGUUGUCCCGUUCCUCAUCAUCGUUGCCCAGUUUGUGUUGAUGCCCAAGCAGUCGUACAAGACGGUGGGAGAGUUAGUUGAGCUUCAAGUGGAGACGGCGGCGGCCAACGACGCCGACCCCGAGCUGUACGACGAUCAGGUCGACGAGAACACCGCGCUCUUGCGUGAAGAGCGCCGCCACCGCGAGAUCGUCGUCGCCGACAUCGAGCAGCUUCUGGGCACCCAAAAGGCGGACAAGCAGAGCCGCAAAGAAGAGGAGAAGAAAAACGAGACAUCGGGUGUCUGGGGCGUGAUGCACAAUCGCACCGCCCUGCGGCAGAUUGCCUCGCCGUGGUUCAUCCUCAUCUGCAUGUUCACCGUCAUCCAGAUGCUUCGCAUCAACUACUUCGUCGCCACAAUCCGCGCCCAGUACGAGGUCAUCUUUGGCGACCACAACAAGGCCGUCGAGGUCAACAACUUCUUCGACGUCGCCCUGCCUGUGGGGGGCAUCCUCUCCAUCCCCUUCAUCGGUGCGCUUCUCGACCACACCAGCACCGUCACCGUACUCGCCGCCCUCGUCACCAUCGCGACCACCAUCGGUGUCCUGGGCGUCAUAAACAACACGUGGGCAGCCUACAUCCAGAUAUGUCUCUUUGUGCUGUACCGCCCCUUCUACUACACUGCCGUCUCUGACUACAGCGCCAAGGUGUUUGGCUUCGAGACCUUUGGUACCGUAUACGGCACCAUCAUCUGCCUGUCAGGCCUCUUCAACUUCCUUCAGUCCGGGCUCGACGUUUUGUUCCACCAGACGUUUGGCGGCGACCCUGUGCCGGUCAACGUCAUUCUGCUCUCUGCCGGCUUCGCCGUGGGCGUCAUGCUGGUUGGUUAUGUGGCGCUGAAGGCUCGGAGGCUGAAGCGCAAGAUGCUGGAGCAGGAGGCCGAGGCUGUGGCCGGAUUCCACAACUAAAAAUGCGCGAGGGUUGUCGGUUUCUUUUUUUUUAUCUGCCCUAGUUCGCAUGAGCCACGUAUCGGCUGGUGACUAGUUGUAUCCUUGCCGGCGCUACUUAUGUUCCAU